AUGAUCGCCUCCCACACGGCCGCGCUAUACACCGCAGUCCACCGAGCCCUCACCGCCGACCUGCCAGAGCUGCUCCGCCUCGCCGCCGAUGCCCUUGCCACGGUGCCAGCACCGCCUGACCUCGCCGGAUGGUCCGAGCUAACACGGGAGGAGCUCUUUCGUCUUGCGCCCGUCUGCGGCUCCCUCGUCGUCCUCUUGUUUGGACUCCCUGCCUGUGUGCUGUGCGAGCCGCGAAUUGGCAGGACCGGCGAAUACUGGCUCACCCGCGUCGCCCUGCUCCGCGGCAUCGGCCUUCUUUACGUCUUCGCCUUUGCUUCGAGCGCGAUGCAAGGACGGGCGCUGUUCGGUGCGAGAGGGCUCUUCGCACCCGCGACCGGCUCUUCGGGACCAACGCCGGCCCUGGACCUGCUUGCCGGCGCCGGCGUGGGCUCAGCCGACGCGCGCGUCGAGCUCGCCUCCCUGUGUGGGCUGCUGCUCUCUCUCCUCCUCGCCUUCGGAGGGCCUCGCUUCGCGCUGUGGGCGCCGCUGCCCGCCAGCCUCUGGCUUCUGCACCUCUCCCUCGUCAACAACGCCUCGCGCCUCCUCCCGGCCCACAGCUGGGAGUGGGCCGCGCUGGAGCUCGGCUUCCUCGCCAUCUUCCUCGCGCCCGAGUGGCCUCCUUCGACGCUGUACCCGCGGCUGCUCCCGCCCCCCUCCGCGGUGCUCCUCCUCUUCCGGUGGCACCUCUUCCGCCUCCUGCUCGGCGCCGGCCUCUCCCGGCUCGCCGACCACUCCCCCUCCUGCUGGCGGCGCCUCGACUGCGCCGCGGCGCACCACGAGACGCAGCCGAUGCCGACGCCCCUCGCCUGGCUGCUGCACGGGAUGCCUGCGAGGUGGCGCGCGGCAGAGGCGGCCGUCUCUCUCGCCGCGCUGAUCCUCGCCCCCUUCGCGGCGCUGCUGCCGUCGCGCGCCGCGCGCCUCGCGACCUUCUGGAUCGAGGCUGGCGUGGGCUCGAUGGCGAGCGGCAACGUUGGAUUCGCCAACUGGGCCGCCCUCGUCCCCGCCCUCGCCCUCCUCGACGACGCCGCCCUCGCGCCCUUCUUCGGCGCCGCAGCGGCGGACGCCGCCGCCGCCGCCGCCGCACAGGCGGCCGCGCUCACCGCCGCGCCGCCGCCGCCGAGGCCGAAGCCGCCAGCUUCGGCAGCCACUGCUGCCUCCACCGCAUCCACCUCCAUGGCCGGUCCGAGGCGGCGCCGAGGUGGCGGCGCCGGGCCGGCGGCGGCGGGCGGCGGCGGGGCGCUGCGAGCGUGCCGGCGCGGCGCGUGCGUUGCCUACCGGCGCGGCCGCGCAGCAGUGCAGGCUUGCCUCCUCGGCCUCGUCUGCGUCAAGUCGCUCUCUCCGCUGGCUGCGCUCUUCUCGCCCGCGCCGCAGCCGCAGCACUACGACCGCUGGUUCCUGGUCAACGCCUAUAGCGGCAGCUUUGGCGGCGACGCGGUGCACGCGCAUCGAGUCACCCUCGCCCUCGACUACUCGAACGACCCCCUCCUCGAGCAGGAGCCGCUCCGCGCCGCGCUCGCGCCGCACCAGCCCGCGCCCCGCUGCACGGACCAGCCCGGCCCGGUCGGCAAGGACGAGAGGGGCGCCUCGUACACUUGCGCGCAGCUCGCGCGGGCGAGCGCGUGCAGCACCGACAAGCUGCGCGCGACGUGCCCGCUCGCCUGCGGCGUGCCGCGCUGCGACGGCAGGGUCGCCCUGCCCGACGCCCUCGUGGCGCGCGUCGGGGCGGGUGACGACUACGGCCGUGACGCGCUCGGCCGCAAGACGGAGGGCGGAGAGGUCUGGUCCGCAGUCGCGGCGCGUCUCGAGUCGGUCGGCGAGGCGGCGAGCGGGGCGGGCGGCGAGCCGCCGCCACUCGUCGAGCUGCAGCUGCCCGGCUUCGUGCUCGAGCUCGUCCGCAGGCUGCUCGACGGCGACGCGGACGCGGUGCAGCUGCUCGCGACGCGGGCGCGCGGCGCGCUGCGGCGCCCGCGGCGGAACUCGAGCGUGCGGGGGCGGGCCUACGGCGUGGUGGGUCCAGCCGCCAUUCGCGCGCGGCUGUGGGUCUAUCGCUUCUCCUCCCUGGCCGCGCUCUUGCAGCGCGGGGAGUGGUGGGAGCGCGAACCGCUCUCGUCGCCCGCCAUCUACAGCCGCCGCCCCCGCCCUCGCAGCCCCGCGGCGGCGAAGGCGUCGGCCACGGCGGGGACGGAGCAGGCAGCCACAGAGGAGCCGCCGCCGCUGCCUCCGAGGGCCUUGCCGUGGGUGCGGCAGCGGCUUCUCCAGCUCUCCACCGUCGGCGCGGCGGUGGCCAUCGACGGAGUGGUGCACUCCACGGCGCCGCUCCUCAUGGCUGCCGCGCUCGCCCUGUACUCCACGCUGCUCCUCCUCGCCGGCGUGGCAGACUACGGCGGCGUCGACGCGGUCGCAGCGCCGGCUCUCGCACGGAUGGGCGCCUCCGCCGCCCACAUCGGCGCAGCCAUCGGCGCCCUCGACGUCUCGUCGCCCGAGCGGUGCGUCGCGGCAGUCUGGAAGCUCGUCGCUACAGCCGCCGUCGUCGCGACGACGUGUCUCCUCUGGGCGGUGGGCUGCAGCUCGGGCACCUGGAGGGCGGCGAUAGUCGCGCAGCUGCGCUUGCCGCCUCGUCAGAUGGCGGCGCUGGUGCUGCUACCCGUGCUGAUAGGCUGGCAUGCAUGGUCGGGCUGA
Emiliania huxleyi CCMP1516 is the source of this 2718-nucleotide messenger RNA. RefSeq lists its product as hypothetical. The transcript has 4 exons. The record is from RefSeq and is a predicted model, not a curated record. Gene Ontology annotation, biological process: protein maturation. Bases 1 to 2718 code for a protein of 905 amino acids. Gene Ontology annotation, cellular component: endoplasmic reticulum membrane. NCBI's taxonomy places the organism in Eukaryota, Haptophyta, Isochrysidales, Noelaerhabdaceae.